AUGACUGCCACGGCAGACUCCGCGAUUUCAAAAACGUCUUCGAUAGCGCCGUCAAACGUAACGUCGAACGUAACUUCGAAGAUUUCGUCCAAGGAUACAUCGAGGACACAGUCGCCAUCGAAGGAUGCGCCCAAGGGUUCAGCUGGUUUCGAUGGUCCACCCGUGGAGCCAGCCAGCAACGCAGCCAUGGAGGCACUGCGCAACCUGAAAACGGUCGCGAAAGGCGGCACCCCUGCUACCGACCUGGACAGCGUAGGCACGCGAGGCCACCACGUCAGAUCCAUGGUGACGGUUUGCAUGUGCUCGUGCGCCGCCGGCACCGCACUGGGCUUCGCCUCGGCUGCCAUGCCUUACAUUGAACGCGAGUCCUGGUACCAAUUGACGCAGGCGCCGCAGAACCGAUGGUUCACCGACAUUCUCACGUUCGGUGCCGCAAUCGGGGCGCUUCUGUCGGGGUGGCCAUUGUGGGCGCUCGGCAGCCGGAUGACGCUUCUGCUGUGCGUCCUGGUGAUGGCUCUCUCGUGGUUCGUGCUCGCCGCGUCUUCCAAUACCACCAUGCUCCUUUCAGCCAGAGCUGCGUGUGGUCUGUGGCUGGGCGUCAUCGACAUCGGCGUCAGCCUGUACGUUGCCGAGGUGGCACCCGUAGACAUGAGGGCCUUCUACACAGGUCUCACCGAGGUUGCCACAGGGAUCGGUAUCGUGGCCAGCUACACGCUGAACGGUAUACCGUGGCGGCUGCAAGCGAUGGUUUGGGCCCUGGUGCAAUUGCCGCUCCUGGUUUGGCGGCGAUACCUGGUCGAGAGUCCCCGCUGGCUGUUGCUCCGGGGACGUUUGGACGAGGCAACCAUGGCCGCAACCAGCCUGUACGGGUUUCACAAACCGCCAGAGCUGAGGCCAGGACGGUUCCAACAACAGGACACCAGAUCACCCACUUCAUUCGGGCGACAUAUGAGGCGUUUCUCAGCGUGCCUGCUGCUCCAGCUGCUGCAGAGCGCAUCGUGCGCGCAGCUAUUCUUCCUCCGAGGCAUCCAGGCCAUGGAAGGCCUUGUGAAGGACGUGCCAGCGGCGCUCGCCGCUCUCAUCAUGACGGCCAUGCACGUGUCUUUCGUCGUGCUGUUCACCUCGCUGACACGCUCCACGGGUCGUCGACAGCUCCUGUGCGUGUCGACCCUGCUCGAGGUCUUCUGCUUCGCCGCCUUUCCACCUUUCGAGCAUCUUUCCUUCAGUAAGUGGUCGACCGCGGGGCCCCCAGACCACACCAACUGGACCUCCGUGUACUCGGUCAACCUUCUCGUGCUGAGCUAUUCAGUGGGCCUCUGUCAUCUGCCGCCACUGUUAACUGCCGAGCUCUGUUCGGGACCCAGCUGGCUGCGAUACCUGGGCGCACCGGCAAUCUGGGCCACGCGGUGGUUCGUCGUCUUUGUGAUGGUCGAGUUCAACGAGCAGUUCCUGACGGUCAUGCGUUUUCGGAACGCGCACAUGUACGCCGCCCUGGCGAUGUCAGUGACCGCCGGCGCGUUGUUAUUCCUGCUGCCCGAGACCGAAGGUCGGCCGCUGUCGGAAAUCGAGCAGCAAGACUAG
Rhipicephalus sanguineus (brown dog tick) is the source of this 1581-nucleotide messenger RNA. Its product is annotated as solute carrier family 2, facilitated glucose transporter member 8-like. Bases 1 to 1581 code for a protein of 526 amino acids. The record is from RefSeq and is a predicted model, not a curated record. Gene Ontology annotation, biological process: transmembrane transport. NCBI's taxonomy places the organism in Eukaryota, Metazoa, Arthropoda, Arachnida, Ixodida, Ixodidae. Gene Ontology annotation, molecular function: transmembrane transporter activity. The transcript is spliced from 5 exons. Gene Ontology annotation, cellular component: membrane.